AUAUGCCCCUCCAUGUGCGUCGCAGUAGUGACCCGGCCCUGGCGACAGUCAACGGGCCGUUCUGCGACCCCCGCGUGACCCUGCCGCCGGAGAAACCGUCCAGGAAGAACCCCACCCGCUGGUCCACCACGGCUGGCUUCCUCAAACCACGACGCUCUGUAGGAGGCACCAGCACUGGCACCAACAGCCUGGAGAGAAAGGUAGCCAACGAUCAUACAACUCUUAUCUCUGCAGUUGAACGGUUUUAAGUGAUGGUCCCCUGUACAGUAUCUUCAGUGUAUGACAUUAGCUGCCUGUAUCCUCUCUCGGGCUCUCCUCUCAUAGUGUACAGUAUGUAGACCUAUUUAGCAAGGGCCCCAGCUAAUAUAAAUACACACACACACACACACACACACACACACACACACACACACACACACAGUGGGGAAAAAAAAGUAUUUAGUCAGCCAACAAUAGUGCAAGUUCUCCCACUUAAAAAGAUGAGAGGCCUGUAAUUUUCAUCAUAGGUGCACGUCAACUAUGACAGACAAAUUGAGAAAAAAAAUUCCAGAAAAUCACAUUGUAGGAUUUUAAUGAAUUUAUUUGCAAAUUAUGGUGGAAAAUAAGUAUUUGGUCAGCCAACAAUAGUGCAAGUUCUCCCACUUAAAAAGAUGAGAGGCCUGUAAUUUUCAUCAUAGGUGCACGUCAACUAUGACAGACAAAUUGAGAAAAAAAAUUCCAGAAAAUCACAUUGUAGGAUUUUAAUGAAUUUAUUUGCAAAUUAUGGUGGAAAAUAAGUAUUUGGUCACCUACAAACAAGCAAUAUUUCUGGCUCUCACAGACCUGUAAAUUCUUCUUUAAGAGGCUCCUCUGUCCUCCACUCGUUACCUGUAUUAAUGGCACCUGUUUGAACUUCUUAUCAGUAUAAAAGACACCUGUCCACAACCUCAAACAGUCACACUCCAAACUCCACUAUGGCCAAGACCAAAUAACUGUCAAAGGACACCAGAAACAAAAUUGUAGACCUGCACCAGGCUGGGAAGACUGAAUCUGCAAUAGGUAAGCAGCUUGGUUUGAAGAAAUCAACUGUGGGAGCAAUUAUUAGGAAAUGGAAGACAUACAAGACCACUGAUAAUCUCCCUCGAUCUGGGGCUCCACGCAAGAUCUCACCCCGUGGGGUCAAAAUGAUCACAAGAACGGUGAGCAGAAAUCCCAGAACCACACGGGGGGACCUAGUGAAUGACCUGCAGAGAGCUGGGACCAAAGUAACAAAGCCUACCAUCAGUAACACACUACGCCGCCAGGGACUCAAAUCCUGCAGUGCCAGACGUGUCCCCCUGCUUAAGCCAGUACAUGUCCAGGCCCGUCUGAAGUUUGCUAGAGUGCAUUUGGAUGAUCCAGAAGAGGAUUGGGAGAAUGUCAUAUGGUCAGAUGAAACCAAAAUAGAACUUUUUGGUAAAAACUCAACUUGUCGUGUUUGGAGGACAAAGAAUGCUGAGUUGCAUCCAAAGAACACCAUACCUACUGUGAAGCAUGGGGGUGGAAACAUCAUGCUUUGGGGCUGUUUUUCUGCAAAGGGACCAGGACGACUGAUACGUGUAAAGGAAAAAAUGAAUGGGGCCAUGUAUCGUGAGAUUUUGAGUGAAAACCUCCUUCCAUCAGCGGCCUAUACCAUUGAUUUAUCCACUGCUUUAACAUAUUCCUUCUGAUGUGUGUACAUCAUAUUUGUCAUGGAGAUGAGCGAUACUUCCUGGAAUUUUUUAUAUUACACUCCCCUGGUCAUGACAAAUGAGCCAGUAAUAUUCUACAACAAUACAACCUGCUAUGUUUAAUUGAAAGGUGUGCAGUCGGUAGGUAGCCUGGUCCCAUGAUGUUAUCCUGAAGGUUUAAAGCAUUGAUAUCCAUCGUAGAGGUCAUUAUAAUUAGACUGAAAGGUGGAUAUAAGUACCAUCUAUACUGUAUCUGUAGCCUAUAUCUUUAAGGGAUGGUUUAAGCCUAGCCUAGGAUAAUCUCCAUUGAAAAUGUUUUUUUUUUAGUCCAGCACUAGGAAUAAUCUGUGUCUGGGAAACCUGCCCUAAGGGUCUUCCUUGUUCCUGUCUGUCCAGGGUAAUGGUUCGGACACGUACCGUAGUCUCCCCCGGGAUGCAGGCAACCAGAGAGAUUUCCAGAGAGAGACGGCCCGCUCCUCCCUGAGCGCCAACCACCCCAUGGUAGACCGCUGGCUGGAGAGACGGGAG
Coregonus sp. 'balchen' is the source of this 2216-nucleotide messenger RNA. The record is from the annotation of a GenBank genome assembly. NCBI's taxonomy places the organism in Eukaryota, Metazoa, Chordata, Actinopteri, Salmoniformes, Salmonidae.